This is a messenger RNA of Peniophora sp. CBMAI 1063, 693 nucleotides long. NCBI's taxonomy places the organism in Eukaryota, Fungi, Basidiomycota, Agaricomycetes, Russulales, Peniophoraceae. The record is from the annotation of a GenBank genome assembly.
AUGGCUAGACCUAAGCAUCAAGUAGAGCCUGCCGAUCUCAGGCAUCUACCUCGCAUGUUGGAGACUCAUAGGCGUGCCUUCUCCGCAGACCCUAUGUUUGGCUACAUAUUCACUAAGGGCGAUCAAGCUAGCAUCGCCCGCUCGAUGUUGCUUGCGCUCUGUCAGAAACUCUUCAUCGUGGUCAUUACGGCUUAUUUCAUGGUCUGUCGUGACAAUUAUCAGAUCGGUGGCGGCGUUGCGUACAUAACAUGGAACCCAGCAUCGGAGUUCUCCCCGCCGCCCGAUUGGUUGUACAUGUUUAUCAUGAACUUCUUCCAGCGCCUGAAGACUAUCCUAUGUACCCCAGAGCAGCAACGACGCGACGCUGAAUAUGGAACGAAGCUCGCAGAAGCGCGGACAAGUGUUCUUGGAGAGGGUUCCCAUGAACUUAUCUGUCUGAAUGUUCUCGCCGCCGACCCCGUAGUGCAGGGUCGAGGCUACGGUCUUUCGCUCUUGACGCUCUUGUGCGCGAUGGCCGAUGACCAGAAUCGCAAAGUUUGGCUGACCUCGACCAACACCAACAACACGAGAUUCUAUGAGGCGAGCGGGUUCAUCACCGUCAGGGACAUCGUAUUAGGCCAGGAUAAUCCUGUGCACAAGGCGAAUCCUGUUGUGAUCAAGUUCAUGGUGCGUGAACCGAGGCGACGUGACUAG